This is a messenger RNA of Solanum stenotomum, 835 nucleotides long. RefSeq names its product cysteine synthase-like. The coding region runs from base 1 to 594 and encodes 197 amino acids. The transcript has 9 exons. Lineage: Eukaryota; Viridiplantae; Streptophyta; Magnoliopsida; Solanales; Solanaceae. Gene Ontology annotation, molecular function: cysteine synthase activity. Gene Ontology annotation, cellular component: cytoplasm. The record is from RefSeq and is a predicted model, not a curated record.
AUGGAAGCGAAGAGUGAGAUCGCAAAAGAUGUCACAGAUCUUAUUGGAAACACCCCUAUGGUAUAUCUCAAAAAAAUAGUUGAAGGUUGUGCUGCCCAAAUUGCAGCCAAAUUAGAGUAUAUGCAACCAUCUGCAAGUGUCAAAGACAGGAUUGCAUAUAGUAUGAUCAAAGAUGCAGAAGAUAACGGCCUAAUUACUCCCGGAAAGAGUGUCCUUCUUGAUGUAACCAGUGGUAAUACCGGCAUUGGGCUUGCAUUUAUAGCUGCAGCUCGUGGCUACAAACUCAUGAUAGUGAUGCCAUCAUCUUAUAGUCUUGAGAGAAGGAUUGUUCUUAAAGCUUUGGGGGCUGAGUUAUACAUUACAGAUCCAGCCAAAGGUUCUGAUGGUGUGCUUCAGAAGGUUCAAGAAAUACUAGAUAGGACCCCAAACUGUCAUUUUCUUCAUCAGUUUGAGAAUCUUGCCAAUCCAAAGAUCCAUUAUGAAACAACUGGACCAGAAAUAUGGAAGAGCACACGAGGAAAAGUUGAUAUUUUCAUUGCAGGGAUUGGGACUGGAGGCACCGUGACGGGAGCAGGAAGAAGAAUCCAGAAAUAAAGGUAUAUGGUUUAGAACCAACCGAAAAUGCAUUUCUAAAUGGAGGACAACUAGGGCCACAUAAAAUCCAAGGAAUUGGUCCUGGUUUAAUCUCACCUGUUCUCGAUCUCAGCAUCCUGGAUGAAGUUCUUCAAGUAUCUAGCGAUGAAGCUAUUGAAAUGGCAAAGCUUCUUGCAUUGAAAGAAGGUCUGCUGGUAGGAAUAUCAUCAGGGGCUGCAGCUGCUGCAGCAGUACAAGUAGC